This is a messenger RNA of Drechmeria coniospora, 2088 nucleotides long. Its product is annotated as cation efflux family protein. Lineage: Eukaryota; Fungi; Ascomycota; Sordariomycetes; Hypocreales; Ophiocordycipitaceae. Gene Ontology annotation, biological process: monoatomic cation transport; transmembrane transport. The record is from RefSeq and is a predicted model, not a curated record. Gene Ontology annotation, molecular function: monoatomic cation transmembrane transporter activity. The coding region runs from base 1 to 2088 and encodes 695 amino acids. Gene Ontology annotation, cellular component: membrane. The transcript is spliced from 4 exons.
AUGCCCGCCAAAGUCGAAGCAUUCGGCUCGGACCCCCCCUCCUCCCGCGGACACCUUUCCUCCCGCCUCCUCGGCCGGGCGGCCGACUUUGCUCCCUCGGCAGCAGCACCACCUGCACCGGCUGCAGCGCCGGCCACCGCUGCCGCCUCGACAGGGCAGGCCACCUCGGCGGCAGUGGUGAUCUUGCCGGUCGUUCCUCCAUCCGUCCAUCCACACCGCAUACCUGCACGCGACGCACAUGCGGCGUGCAUGGGUGCGUCGGUCGGUACACAGCCAUCCAUCCAUGUCUCCCCGGGCUCGGCGCUCCACGGGCCUCGCCGUGAGGUGCGUGUCCGGCGUGACGACGACGACGACGGUGGCAGCAGCAGCACGGCGGUGCCUGCGAGGACGAGCGGCGGCAGCAGAAGCAAAAGCACCAUCGGCCGCCGUCAUCCGGGAAAGGGGGGGGCGAGGGGGAGGGGACGCUGGCGUGGUGGUGGUGGUGGUGGUGGCGGCUGGCAUGGGCGGAGGGGGAGGCGAUUAUCGCUCAGGUUCAGGCGCCCCUGGGCGGCCGCUCCCCCUGAUGAGGACACCUUACGAGUACCUGCGGCAGCGACAACUUCAACACCAACACCCUUGCCAGGACCGUCUCCGUCCCCGUCUCCAACGCCAGCACCACACCGUCCUCGGCCGAUCCAGACCAUCACCGCCGCCGCACGCCGCGCACGGCAGACCGAGAAGCCCAUCGCCGCCGCCUCCGCCUCAGCGGCCGCCAACGCAGCGCUUCGCGUCCACCCGUUCCGUCACGACCAUCACCACCUCGACGCCUCCAUCUCGACGGCGCCCUCGGUCCUCCUCCACCUCGCACCCGUCCGCGGCCGCCUCCGCUCCCCGCCCGUCAGCAUGGGCUCCUCGCAGCAGCAGUCGCGCGACCACGGCGACCACGGCCACGGUCACGGCCACGGCCACCACCACCACCAUCACCACGACAACACCUACCUCAUCUCGGCCAACAAAAACGACUCGGGAGUGCGGAUAACGCGAAUCGGCCUGCUGUCCAACCUGGGCAUGGCCGUGGCCAAGUUCAUCGGCGGCUGGGCUUUCAACUCCAAGUCGAUGACGGCCGACGCGUGGCACAGCAUCGCCGACCUCGCCUCGGACAUUCUCACGCUCGCCACGGUUUCCUGGAGCCUCAAGCCGCCGACGGACCGGUUCCCCAUGGGCUUCGGCAAGGUCGAGAGCUUGGGCUCGCUCGGCGUCUCGGGCAUGCUGCUCCUCGGCGGCUUCUACAUGGGCUGGGAGAGCGCCAUCAGCCUCUUCGGCCACUUCAGCCCGGAGACGGCCCACAUCCUCGAGCACAUGGGCGGCGGCCACGGCCACGGCCACUCGCACUCGCACAGCGCCGCGAGCCUCGGCAUCCCGAGCAUACACGCCGCCUGGCUCGCGGCCGGCACGAUCCUGAUCAAGGAAUGGCUCUACCACGCCACCAUGAAGGUUGCGCGCGAGCGUAGGUCCUCGGUCCUGGCCUCCAACGCCAUCCACCACCGCGUCGACAGCCUCACGGGCUUCGUCACGCUCGCCGCCAUCCUCGGCGCCAACGUGUUCCAGAAGGCCGCCUGGCUGGACCCCGUCGGCGGCCUGCUCAUCUCCAUCAUGGUCGUCCAGGCCGGCUACUCGAACACGGUGUCGUCGUUCUGCGAGCUCGCCGACCAGAGCAUCGACGACGAGAUCAAGGGCGCCAUCCGGAAGCAGGCGCACAGGGCGCUCGCCAACAUUGAGCACGGUCACGAGGCCGAGCUCCGCGACAUUAGCGGCAUCAAGGCCGGGCAGAACUAUCUCAUCGAUCUCGAGGUGGCCGUGCCCGGCGCCUGGAAGGUCGAGAGCACCAAGGGCCUCGAGGACGCGGUCCGGACCCAAGUCGGCGGCAAGGUCCUGGGCGUGCGGCGCGUCCGGAUCCGCUUCGUGUCGCGGGAUGCACCCGUCGGCAAGGGUUUCGACGAGUUCAUCCCCGGUUCCGUCCAGAGGGAGGCGGACCCGGAGCGACGCGAGAACGGCGAGGAGGACGAGGAGGACGAGCCCGACCAACCCGACGAGCGCAAGCGCAAGUGA